AAACUGUUUGCUCUCAUACCCGCCUAUUUUACCAGCUCUACUUCGCUGUACCACUGUAUCUCAUCAUCCCAUUUUAAAACCCUAGAGAUUAAACUAAAUUAAUUAAAAAAAAACCUAAUCAAAUUUCUACCUAUAAUUGAAUUUCUAUUUCGAUAAAAUAAUUCGGCGAUCGCAAGAAAUUAGGUUUCUCCGAUAAGCUUGAAAUUCGUGAUUAUUGCCAUGGUGGUUUAAGGUGAAAGAGGAGAGAGAAAAUGGCGGCGAUGAUGACUAUGACGAGGAGAGUAGGGAAAUAUGAAUUAGGGAGAACAAUUGGAGAAGGAACUUUUGCGAAGGUAAAAUUUGCAAUCAAUACGGAAACUGGAGAAAGUGUUGCCGUGAAAGUGUUGGCGAAAACUACUAUUCUCAAACAUAGGAUGGUUGAUCAGAUCAAACGUGAGAUAUCCAUAAUGAAGAUUGUUCGACAUCCUUUCAUCGUCAGGCUACAUGAGGUCUUAGCAAGCAGGACCAAGAUAUACAUAAUUUUGGAGUUUGUGCCAGGUGGGGAGCUAUUUGAUAAAAUUGUUCACAAAGGCAAGUUUUCUGAGAUGGAGUCUCGAAAAUAUUUUCAACAGCUUGUUGAUGCAAUCUCUCAUUGUCAUAGAAAGGGUGUUUAUCACCGCGAUUUGAAGCCAGAAAACCUCCUCCUUGAUGCUCGUGAAAACUUGAAGGUUUCUGAUUUUGGGCUUAGUGCCUUACCUCAAGAAGGAGUUAAACUUCUUCACACCACAUGUGGAACUCCUAAUUAUGUUGCACCCGAGGUUUUGAAUGGCCAAGGAUAUGAUGGGGCUGCUGCAGAUAUUUGGUCUUGUGGAGUCAUUCUUUAUGUUCUAUUAGCUGGAUUUCUCCCUUUUGAAGAAAUAACUCUUGCUACCUUGUACCAAAAGAUUAAUUCUGCCGCAUUUUCUUGCCCGUUCUGGUUUUCACCUGAUGCAAAAUCAUUGAUAGAAAGAUUGCUCGAUCCCAAUCCCAAAACUCGUAUUACAAUUGAAGAAAUUAGAAAUGACCCUUGGUUUCAAGUGAACUACAUUCCUGCACGACAAAAUGCGGAAGAAGAAGUAAACUUAGAUGAUGUUCGUGCUGCUUUUGAUGAUAUUGAGGACCAUUAUGUGACUGAACAGUCUAGGCAUAUGGACCGGGGACCCCUGAUAAUGAAUGCAUUUGAAAUGAUUACCCUAUCUCAAGGUCUAAAUCUGUCAGCUCUCUUUGACAGGCGCCAGGAUUAUGUAAAGAGACAAACCCGUUUUGUUUCACGCGAAUCUCCAAAAAAUAUAAUUUCGACAAUUGAAACCGUUGCUGAAUCAAUGGGUCUCAAGGUUCAUACACGUAACUACAAGACAAGACUUGAAGGAGUAUCUUCAAAUAGGAGAGGCCCGUUCGCUGUGGUGCUGGAGAUCUAUGAAGUUGCACCCUCACUAUUCAUGGUGGAUGUUCGCAAAGCUGCUGGUGACACCCUUGAAUACCACAAGUUUUACAAGUCUUUCUGUGCUAAACUGGACAACAUCAUUUGGAAACCAAAAGAACAUUUGGCACAUCCGAGUUUACUUAAAGCAAUGUCAUCUUGAUCUGGUUCAAUCUAAUGGAGCAAAAUCAAGUUUAUGAAUAACAGCAGAGAAUAACAGCAGAACAAGUUUAUGAAUAGACAUACUCUCCAAGGUAGUUGCCAUUGAGAGGCCACAUAAUUGUUGGGGAUUUUUAGUCUGUUAUUAGAUAAACAAAUAUGCUUGUUAAUGUACCAAUGGAAUAUGUUAAGAAAAACCACUGUAAAUUUGGCAUCUCUUUUUUGGGAUUAGGCUGGGUUGUGUACAGACAAUUGAAGCGGGUAUGUAUAUCAAUCGUGGUUUACAAAGAGGUGGUGUCUCAAAGCAAUGUUUCUACAAGGACUUUAUGAAGUUGUCUUGAAGUGUUCUGUCAAUAAAUUAGGAGAAGGUGAGUCAAAUCGAUUGAAUGUACUUCUCUGCUGCAAGAAUUUUAGAACGUUGAUUGCUAUUUUCAAUAAUGUAUAUGCAGGUUGGUUGUUACAUCUUAAAAUUAAGCUUGUAGAGAAAAAUCUUAUCAUUUUUCAAAAUAAUUAAAAAAAAUAAGC
This is a messenger RNA of Amaranthus tricolor (Joseph's coat), 2122 nucleotides long. Its product is annotated as CBL-interacting serine/threonine-protein kinase 24-like. The record is from RefSeq and is a predicted model, not a curated record. The transcript is spliced from 14 exons. NCBI's taxonomy places the organism in Eukaryota, Viridiplantae, Streptophyta, Magnoliopsida, Caryophyllales, Amaranthaceae. Bases 252 to 1601 code for a protein of 449 amino acids. Gene Ontology annotation, molecular function: ATP binding; protein kinase activity. Gene Ontology annotation, biological process: protein phosphorylation; signal transduction.